Molecule: messenger RNA, 240 nt
Organism: Miscanthus lutarioriparius
Lineage: Eukaryota; Viridiplantae; Streptophyta; Magnoliopsida; Poales; Poaceae
Source: the annotation of a GenBank genome assembly
AUGGCUCCCGGAGGCGACUCUAAUCCCGCCUCUUAUAUUCACACGGUGCAGCACCUGAUAGAGAGGUGCAUGACGUUCGGGAUGAGCAUGGAGGAGUGCAUGGAGGCGCUGGCCAAGCGCGCCGACGUCCAGCCCGUCGUCACCUCCACAGUGUGGAAGGAGCUGGAGAAGGAGAACAAGGAGUUCUUCGACAAGUACAAGCAGUGGAUAUCCGAGAAGAGAAGCACAAGCACCUCCUAG